Cydia pomonella (codling moth) is the source of this 4669-nucleotide messenger RNA. RefSeq lists its product as uncharacterized. Lineage: Eukaryota; Metazoa; Arthropoda; Insecta; Lepidoptera; Tortricidae. The transcript is spliced from 7 exons. The record is from RefSeq and is a predicted model, not a curated record. Bases 2934 to 3410 code for a protein of 158 amino acids.
UUUAAUGUAAUAAAAUAAUCUUCUAAUGAAUACUAUUCAAAUUGCAUAUUUUUUAAUUAAAAUAUUAAUUCAAAUGUAUAAAUUCAACAAUAUUUCAAAUCUCUAUAUUCAAAUUUCACUAUAGCAAUUUUAUAUUCAAAACUCUGACAGUUCAUAGAUCUUUCAAAAACUUACCGUUGUUAUCUGAUUCCCCAACGACUAUUUACUUUGCCACUUUUUGUAAUUUUGGAAGUAACCAGCGUCUAAGAUACUACAGUCCACUCUUAUUUAUUACCUCGACAACACCUGAGACCAGCGAAGAAUUUACAAUUUUCUAUUCCUCAUAACAGCACUUGUGCUUUAAAAUCGCUAUAACGUUACUGCGAUUAAUGGUUACCAACUUAACAAAAUCAAAAUACAGUUUCAAACUUAGUGCAUUGCUGCCAACUUUCAAAACUUUCAUUUGGUUGCAUAGUAGAAACAAUUGCUUCAUAAGUCAGAAACACGCAGGUGACACCCGUAAUAUAGCAACACCCAUAGACCGCCUAGCGUUGCUUGUUAGUCUUCAUAGGCUACUGUGGCCAAAAUCGAGAAAAAAAACUGUCCAAAAAUUUAAUUUAGCAAGGAGCAAGUACCAGGGCCUCAUGAGUUACGAGAAGGUGUCGCUGACCAGCCGGGCCGCGGCGGGCCGGGCGCGUAAGAAUAAGAAGGUAUGCUCGUGUAUCUUAGCUGUAUACUUUUGGUUUGUUUACCUAUAUGAUUCUACUAUUAUUCUAGUAUUAUUUUUGCUGACUCGUAGGAAAUAGUAUUUUAUGCAACAGUUGUAUAAGAAGGGUCAAAAAAGGCGAGUGGCGUGAGUUACAAUGUGAGCCGGAGCCGAAGGCGUAGGCGAACAUUGUAAAGGAAUACGCCACGAGCAUUUUUUGACCUACUUAUACAACGUUGCAUACAAUAUUUUUCCUACGAGUCAACAAAAAUAAAUCUUAAUUUAGGUAAACAAAGCAAAAGUAUAUAGCCAAGACGCGCGAGCAUACCUUGUUACGCGCCCGGCCCCGGCCGGUCAGCGACUAUUCGUAACUCAUGAAGCCCUGGUACUUGCUACUUGCUAAAUUAAAUUUUUGGACAGUUUUUUCUCAAUUUUGGCCACUGUAGCCUACGGAGACUAACAAGCAACGCUAAGCGGUCUUCGUAGUCUAUGGGUGUUGCUAUAUUACGGGUGUCACAUGCGUGUUUCUGACUUAUGAAGUAAUUAUUUUUACUAUGCAACCAAAUGAAUAUUUUGUAAGUUGGCAGCAAUGCACUUAGUUUAAAACUGUAUUCGUUUUGGUUUUGUUAGGUUGGUAGCCAUUAAUGGCAGUAACGUUAUAGCUAUUAAAAGCACAAGAGCGUUUAUGAGGAAUAGACAAUAUAGACUUUUCUUGAAACCUUUUAUGUAUGUUCUUAUAUUCGUGUUAAUGAAUGCAUAAAUGACAGAUAACAGUAGAGGAGUAGGAAAUAGUACAUUACGAUACAAGUGCGAAAAUUAGGAAAUUCGAAACGAGUGUCGAUAAAUUAAAACACGACCGAAGGGAGUGUUUUAAAUCGACACGAGUUGCGAAUUACCUAUUCGCACAUGUAUCGUACAACGUUUUACAGUACAUAUGGCCCUUUCAAUUUUCGACAUAGUUACGUAAUGUGCCAAUUAUCGCACUAGUGCGGUAAAGUAGCGCCAUAUGUACUGUAAAGUAUUGUAUGCAACGUUGUAUAAGUAGGUCAAAAAAUGCUCUUGGCGUAUUCCUUUACAAUGUUCGCCUACGCCUUCGGCUCCGGCUCACAUUGUAACUCACGCCACUCGCCUUUUUUGACGCUUCUUAUAUAACGGUUGCAUAAAAUACUAUUUAAUUACUAAACUAAAUACACACGGAGUUGACGCCAACGCCAUCUAUACGCAGGAGAAACAAGUUACUUCUCAAACCGUACGGUGCCAUCUAGUUCUGUACCCCUAGUGUAAAUUUGAUCGACAUCAUAACGUGACGAACGCGUUUGCGUUAAGUCUCAUUUUGUAUAGGAUUUUGAGUUUCCAAAACGUCCCGCUUGGCGCGCUCUUUCUAAAUCCAAUACAAAAUGAGACUAAACGCAAACGCGUACGUCACGUUUCGAAAUCGAAUUUAUUUACACUAGGGGUACUGUUAUCAAAAUAAGGUAACGAUAUUUUCUUACUCUCGACAUCUUUUUUAUGAUCAAGUCUAUAAUUAUAAUUAUUGCAGGAUUGUGGGCUUUUUUGAGUGCCACAACGACUAAGCAGUGAUUUCGGGGCGGCCCGUUAAAUCUAGGAAAUUCCAUAUUCUUUGUGCCGUAAUGUUGUACCUCACGAGUCAUGAGGUUGCAAUCAAUUCUUUAGAAUAGGUGUAGAAUAUGGUUGCUGAUUGGAAAAAUACGUGAGCGAGACAACGCUAUGCGCAUAUUGUAGAUUUAUAGCGACAUCCCGUUCGCACACCAGAGCGACAAAUCAGUGGCAUUGCGAAGUUAGGUUUUUUUUAAUAGGUAUCUACAACGAAUAUUUUACGAAACUAAUUUUGAAUGAAACGUGCGUGUAUCAAUCACACUACAAACUACAUAGUACAAACGACCAUGAAUUGGACACUGGAUUAGGAAAUCUACAGAAACAAGUUAACACAAGCCUUAUUGCGCUUACUGUGGGACUUGGUCAAUUUGUGUAAUAAUGUCCUAUAAUAUUUAUUUAUUUAUUUAAGUUAUGUUUCCUAUUCCCGUAAAGUUUUUAAAGCCGUUAAAGCCUAUAUUUCCUUGCGUGUUUUAUUUAACAAUUGACAUCUACUUACUCACUUUUUAGGUUGCUAUUCCUGUUCGAAGCGCCUACAAAGCAAUACAAAUGAAACAAUGGGACCAUAAAAUGUGUAAUCCGGACCGGUUUUAGCAAAGCAGCAACAGCAAGCGCCAGCUAAAAAUUUUUAGUGAUGGCGAAUAUUAUUGACGUGGAAAUGGAUACCUGCGAACCAGAUAGCACGGUGGAAAUCAUUGAUGUGGAAGAAGAGCCAGUGACUCAGGAGCGAACUCCGUUGCAGAUUAUGAGUUAUGAACUUGUGGAAAGGCAGAAUAUGUGUGCAGCUAUGGUGGCAGCCAGUAUUCGAGACAGAGACCGCGUCCGUUCACAACUAGAAGAAGCCCGAAAACGGCGUGCGAGCGUCACGGCGGAUUAUCUGCAGGUGAUGCAGUUGAGUAAAAAUGCUACUCGAAGCCUCGCGGACAUCAAAGUUUCACUUGAGGACGCAAUGAGGAAGCGCGUUGCUCUGUUGAAAGAAAUCGAAACUGAAAAGAUGUGGAGACCGCCGAGCGCUGAAAUGUGCAUAAAAAAGCAGCAGGAGCUAAAGGAAAGAGUAGAACAUAUGAGAGCGAUUUUGGGUAUGGGCAAAAUACGCACACCCGAUGAUUGAUAACUUUGUAAUGCGGUCAAUUACAUAGAAGAGUAGGUAAACUCUUAUUACUAGUCUAAAGAUAUUAGUCACAUACAAUACAUACAUUGUAAUAAUUUUAGUUAAUUCAUUACGACAAUGAUUCUAAUUUUCUUGCGAUUUUAAUAUUACUAGUCCUAAAAUGUUAGUCAAAAUAAGUUCUCUCAAGGUCGUUUCCGUAAUUUAUGUUACGGUAAACUAUCAGCAAAGUUAAGGAUUCUUGUAAUUUUAUUUGAUAAUUAUAGUCGGUCAAGCCAUUUUUUCUGUAGAAAAAGGCAGCAAAUUUUAAAUAUGUAUGUAUAGGCGCGAAGGAUUAUUGUCCCACAGAAAAUUAGAAUCUUGCGCCUUUUUUUACUGACAAAGUUGUUUGACAGACUAUACUAAAAUAAGAUUUAUUAUAAUAUUACAAUUGAAUAAGUUCCAUUAUUGAUGAAGUACCCAUUUUUUUCUAUGCUUAUCAUAAAAGGAUAGGAACUCUUGUGUAAGCUAAACUACUGUGAUCGUCCUUUUUUCUUUGACAUUAUUCAGAUUUUAUACUUCAAGGUGAUUCACUAGAGACGACCGGAGAGAAAUAAAUGGAAGUAUUUUAAUGAUGUAUCGAACCUUGACUACAGAAAAUUUAAAUAAGGUAAGAUGGGGUAAGACGAACAUAGUUUAUUUUGCUCGGGACAAGACAGUAUGAGGAUUCAUACAAGUGUUUGUCUUGCCCCGGUGAUAGUUUACCCCACCUUACCUUAACUAGUCUAAAUUUGUAGUCGGGGAAAAAUGUAGGUGAGCUCUUCCUCAUACAUACCUUCCUACGGCUACGGAUAGUACCUACUUAUUAAGUUUGAUGAAAUGUAAAUUAUGUUGAAAUGGAAUAGAGUUGCAUUUCUUAUGUGUAGUAAAAUUUUCAUACAAAGACAAAUCAACUCUAUUUCCUACUACAGAAAUUCAAAUUUCACAUGAAAAUUUUAUUUUGUUGUACGGCUGUACAUAACCUAACAUAAUUUUUUAAAACCCGGCAAUAUUAACUGUUGUUUUUGUGCAUUACGUCUUUUAGCACAAUCGGAAUAGAACAAACCUCGAAAUUUCUUGGACCGUCCUGAAAUUUGUUAUGUAUGUAAAUUAAAGGCCCCUUAUUCAUGUCCAUACUAUUUGACAUUUGGGUACCUCGAGGAAUCGCAGCCAUCUUGGAAAAAUUGUACCAUCCUGGAGAAAUUCGCGUUUUACACGUAGAGUCAAAUACAGAGAAACGUGAC